Molecule: messenger RNA, 1116 nt
Organism: Owenia fusiformis
Lineage: Eukaryota; Metazoa; Annelida; Polychaeta; Sabellida; Oweniidae
Source: the annotation of a GenBank genome assembly
GAUAGAUGGCGCCAAGAAUAAAUAACACGUUGUAAAAGACUAGGAGUAAUUACUCAGUUUACGUGAUAAUAUCUACAUUUGUGCCGAUUUAUCGUAAUCUAAAACAUUUAUAAAUAUCUAUAGACGAUAUACAGCGGAUUAGUUGAGACCAUGUCCAAACUACAGGACAACCAACCGGCGAUUACCGACUUCGUCAAAAUUCGUGCUGAUAAAAACCAAGAUGGUGGACAACUUGCACAGGACUUUGAUAAGCCAUCCUCGAUAACUAUACCCGUGAAGCGAAAUAGACGAGAAGCGGGGUUCCCAAGUAAGGACAGUGAAACUUCGCCAGUACCGUACGAUGACGUUUUUGAGAAAGCUCUUGAUGAAGCAUCCUCAGGUACAUGCACCACAGACGAUCCACAUGAUAUGGAUUCUGAGCAACCGGUAACUAUCCUCUCUCUUACUACCGUUAUGAGAACAUUACUUAAUGAAAAUAACACCCAGAUAAUGUCUCAAAUGCGUGAUAUGGUGAAGCAUGAAAUUGAAAAAUCCACGAUAAAGCUAUCUACUGAUCUAAAACAACUUCGUGAAGAAAAUGACACUCUGAAGUCCAGAAUCAUGAUAUUGGAGAAAUCCCAUACUGAUAUGACUGUUAAGCAAGAUCAGCUAGCCCUUGAGGUAAAUCAUAAUGCUCAAUACAGCAGGAAAUCCACAUUACGUGCCGUUGGGAUCGCUGAUGACAAAAAUGAGUCUGUUGAAAAGUGUAUUGACACUCUCUGUAAAACCCUAAAUGAUCACCUGCCAGCAGGAGCUAUGAUUGAACCUGACCACAUUGAAAUUGCCCACCGUUUGCCUGGAAGAGAUGGGAAGCCACGACAAAUCAUAGCCAAAUUCUUUGACCGACUUGUUAAGGACAAAGUAAUGUCAAACAAGCGCCACCUAAAAGGCACCAAUGUGAGAAUUUACCAUGAUCUCAGUCCGAGAAACAGAGUACUGCUGAAAGAAGUCAAGCAGCACAACGAUAUUGAUCAAGCAUGGUACAAUAACAUGAAAGUGUAUGGUAAACUCAAAUCUGGUACAAUCAAAGUAUUCUCAAUCAACGAUAACAUUGACUCUGUCAUUGCCAGGUCUUAA